UACCAAACGAGGCAUGGGCUGUCCUCUUAUGGGAGGGGAUGAACUUGCCAUUUGCAAGCAUGCCUUUAUUUUCCAGCCUAUCAAUACUGCAUCAGCCACUUUACCUACAAGCAGUUCCCAAAUUUUUAAGGAUGUAUUGAAACAACGAAUUCUUGGUCCAGAUGCUAUUCAAUUUACUCUUGACAACUUCCCGUACUAUCUUAGUCCGAAUACAAAGAGUGUGCUCUUAUCAGUUGCAUUCCCACACAUGGAAAAGAAGCUCAUACCCAUGGAAAAUAAGCUCGUCAAAAGCUUAUCAGGAAUUUUAUCUUUAAACCAGCGAAUUCUAUUAUCUGGUCCAUCUGGGUCUGAAAUUUAUCAGGAAACAUUAAUAAAGGCCCUUGCAAAGAAUUUUGGUGCUAGACUUCUCAUUGUCGAUUCUCUUCUGCUGCCUGUUAAUGAACUUCGCCCAGAAGUUGAGGCCCUCGGUGUGGAUGAGUUAAUUGAGGUCAUUAAAGAAGAAAUCAUAAGUAGCACUUUGAUUGUGUUACUUAAGGAUGUAGAGAAAACCCUGACCGGAAGGACAGAAUCACAUGCGUCACUAGGGAAAGAACUUCCACCUGGUGUCCUGAUAAUUGGAUCUCACACUGAGAAAGACAGCCCGAAUGAUAAGGGCUCCUUAGGAAGUAUAUUGCAAGAUGCUGCAGACCCAAUGAAGCAUCUAAAUAAUAUUUUCCCUAAUAAAAUUUCCAUUGAACUUCCAAAGGACGAAGCACACCUAUCAGAGUUGAAGAAACUACUAAGACAUGAUGCUGGAAACCUUAGAGCGAAAGCCAACACUCUUAAUCUUCAUAAGUUUCUUACCGACCGUGGAUUGGGGUGCGACAGUAUUGAAGAAUUACCCAUCAAGGAUCGAUUGCUGACUCAUCAGGAGGUGGAUAAGGCUGUUGGUAGUGGUUUAUAUUAUUGCCUUCGGCAGAAUAAACCCCACAUGCUCAAGGAUGCCAAACUUGUACUAUCAGCAGAAAGUCUCAGGUAUGGGCUUAGCCGUCUAAACAACCUGAACAGUCGUAGCUCAAAGAAAGCACUGAAGGAUUUGGUAGAGAAUCAGUUUGAGAGAAAUCUCCUGUCAGAUAUUAUUGAGCCUGAUAAUAUUGGAGUAACCUUUGACGAUAUUGGAGCGCUGGAGAAUGUAAAAGAUACAUUAGAGGAAUUGAUUAUUGUCCCUCUAAAAAGACCUGAAUUAUUCAGCAAAGGGCAGCUAUUAAAGCCAGUGAAGGGAAUAUUGUUCUUUGGACCUCCCGGCACUGGCAAAACAAUGCUUGCAAAAGCAGUAGCUACCGAAUCAGGUGCAAAAUUUAUCAACAUAGCAAUGUCAAGCAUCACGUCAAAGUGGCAUGGGGAUGGAGAGAAAUAUGUGAAGGCCGUUUUCUCUUUGGCAAGUAAAGCAUCUCCGUCUAUAGUAUUCCUUGAUGAGGUUGACAGUAUGCUUGGAAGGAGAGCAAAUCCAGGAGAGCAUGAAGCCAUGCGCAAGAUGAAAAAUGAAUUUAUGGUACAUUGGGAUGGAUUGCGUACUAAAGAUAAAGAACGUGUAUUGGUUCUUGCGGCCACAAAUAGGCCUUUUGACCUUGAUGAGGCAGUCAUUCGAAGGUUCCCUCGCAGAUUCAUGGUGAACCUUCCUGAUGCAUCAAGCAGAGAGAAAAUUUUGAAACUGAUACUGUCCAAAGAAGAGUUGGCAGCAAACGUGGAUCUUCAGUCACUCGCCAAUAUGACUGAUGGAUUUUCAGGAAGUGACUUAAAGAGUCUCUGUCUAGCUGCAGCACAACGGCCCAUUCGCGAAAUCAUUCACAGAGAAGAAGAGGAGAAGCGUCUAGCGAGAGUUGAAGGUAGGCCUGAGCCUCCAUCGCGAGGUAGCGAUGACAUCCGCCCUCUUAGCAUGGAUGAUUUGAUACUUGCCCGUGGUCAGGGAUGCGCUAGCUUAUCAUCUGACUCAAAAACAACGAGUGCACUUAUUCGGUGGAACGAGCUGUAUGGCGAUGGCAGGUCAAGGAAGAAGAAGACGAAGAAAAAUCUGAGCUACUUCGUGUAGGUAGAACCACACCCUCUGUACAGUUGCUAUACUGCUCUGGAGCUUUGGCAUUGCAAGUUGGCAUGCUGAAAAUGAGUCGUGUUUUUGUCUGCUCCCUCCGACGCCCCCUGUAACUACAUUUUUCCCACCUAGUCAUCUUGGUUGAUGAUUUGAGUCGAGGUUGACAUCAUUUAGCUAUAGACCUUUUCAGAAGGUAAAGAAAAAUGAUAUAGGGAUGUUGUUCUGCCACCUCAAGUUGUAUGUGGUUUACUGUGGUCCAGCAAAACAGUUGAUGUGUAGAGUGCCAGCUGUA
This is a messenger RNA of Lolium rigidum, 2360 nucleotides long. RefSeq names its product probable spastin homolog spas-1. Lineage: Eukaryota; Viridiplantae; Streptophyta; Magnoliopsida; Poales; Poaceae. Bases 14 to 2068 code for a protein of 684 amino acids. The transcript has 19 exons. The record is from RefSeq and is a predicted model, not a curated record. Gene Ontology annotation, cellular component: mitochondrial outer membrane. Gene Ontology annotation, molecular function: ATP binding; ATP hydrolysis activity.